GAUCAAAAUGAACUUAUUAAUGCUGUGAUAUCCGUUUUAGCUAUACCUGAAAAUAAAACUGUUGUUGCAGAAAAAUAUGCUAAUGAUAAGAAUCAAGCCACUGAAGUUCAAGCUUAUGCGAAGAUUGCAGGUAAUAAUUGGACUUUUUAUGUCAAAUCAUUAUCUAUUUCAAUAGGAAGAAACACUGAACCUGCUCCAAAUCAACCUCCAAUUCCAAAAGAAUCAACAAUAGAUAUAGAUUUAGGUCCUGCAAAAGUUGUUAGUCGUCAACAUGCUUCAAUAAAUUAUAAUUUAAACUCAAGAAUGUGGGAAUUAUUCGUUAGUGGUCGUAAUGGUGCCAAAAUUGAUGGUUCAAGAAUUCCAUGUGGUCCUGAUUCAACUCCUUCUCCAUUAUAUUCAGGUGCUGUAGUAGAUAUUGGUGGUACUCAAAUGAUGUUUAUUUUACCAGAUGCUCAACCAAAAAUUUCAAGAACAAUAUUAGAUUCUGUUAAUUCAAAACUACCAAAACCUAAAAAUAAAAGAUUAAGUAGUAUUGGGUUUAAUUCAAACAAUUCAAAUUCAACAAAUAAUGGUACCACUGCAACUUUUACCACUUCAAUGUCAUCAAAUUCAAAUAGUAAUCUAAAAGGUUUCCAAAUGUAUAAUAAUAUUGAUUCAGAAUCUGACAAUUUAAAUAAUAAUGGUGGAAUGGGUUCAAAACAAGAUAAUGAUUUAUCAAAAGAUGAAUCAAGAGAUAUCAAACCUCCAUAUUCUUAUGCAACAAUGAUUACUCAAGCAAUAUUGUCAAAUACUGAAGGUGUUUUAUCAUUAUCUGAAAUUUAUGAUUGGAUUUCAUCUCAUUAUGCUUAUUAUAGGUUUUCAAAAUCAGGUUGGCAAAAUUCAAUUAGACAUAAUUUAUCAUUAAAUAAAGCUUUUGAAAAAGUUCCAAGAAGAGCAAAUGAACCUGGUAAAGGUAUGAAAUGGCAAAUUGCAGAUUCUUAUAAAGAUGAAUUUAUGAAAAAAUUUCAAAAUGGUUCUUUAUCAAAAGUUAGAAGAGGUUCUUCAGUUUCAAGACAAUUACAAUUACAUUUAGCUAUGCAUAAUGAUUUACCUGCAAGUCAAGCUGCU
Molecule: messenger RNA, 1107 nt
Organism: Hansenula anomala
Lineage: Eukaryota; Fungi; Ascomycota; Saccharomycetes; Phaffomycetales; Wickerhamomycetaceae
Exons: 1
Biological process (GO): regulation of transcription by RNA polymerase II
Molecular function (GO): protein binding; DNA-binding transcription factor activity, RNA polymerase II-specific; RNA polymerase II cis-regulatory region sequence-specific DNA binding
Source: RefSeq, a predicted model, not a curated record